Messenger RNA from Cuscuta europaea, 827 nucleotides. NCBI's taxonomy places the organism in Eukaryota, Viridiplantae, Streptophyta, Magnoliopsida, Solanales, Convolvulaceae. The record is from the annotation of a GenBank genome assembly.
CGGGUAUUUGAAACAAUUUUUUUACUACAUUUUUUUGCCAAAAAACACUACAUCAUUUUUUACAGCCCUAAACAAGUUCAGUCCCAAAGAGCGAGACAACCGAAUGAGAAGACAAAUGGCAUCGGCGUUGAGGGCUGCAGUACUCCGACACGUCCGACUACCGGUGACCGAAGCCUUAUCAUCCAACAGCUCGCGGCUGGUCUCCAGACGAUGGAUGUCGUCGCAUGACGACCACUUAAGCAGGGAGCAAGUUUCCAACAGAGUUCUAGACGUCGUCAAGAACUACCCCAAAGUCGACCCUUCCAAGGUAUCUCCUGAUGUCCAUUUCCAGAAUGAUCUAGGCUUGGACAGCUUAGACACUGUUGAGAUUGUAAUGGCUCUCGAGGAAGAGUUCAAACUGGAAAUUCCAGAUAAGGAAGCAGUUAGGAUCGACUCUUGCUCACUUGCAAUUGAAUAUAUUUAUAACCAUCCAAUGUCAAGCUAAGGGUUUUAAGCUGGAAGGUGUUUUAGUUUGGGAAUGGGGUUCAAUCCCUCUUAUUAACAUGAAAUGUGGAAACUUGAUCCAUAACCAAAUCAUCCAAUAAUCAUUAUUCUGGACAGUUGUUCAUUCUGUAAGCUGUUUUUCUGCAUUGGUAAUUUGCUUUAUAUUGCAGACGUGGUUUAUUUUUCAUGCUGUUGCAAUCAUUCGUUUUUCUGUAUUUGCUUCGGGUGAUGUUCUCACAACAUGGCCCAUAAUGUUGUUUGGGCGUGACUUAUGUUUUAACACUUCCCUAAUGUCUGAUAUUAGCAUUUGUGAUCAAAGUAUGACUUUGACGAAUCCAAUUCCA